AUGGCGUGCGUGUUUCUCGCACCUUCGCUGUCGGGAGGAGGCUUAGGCCUGCUCCUCCCAGACAGACGUCAAUGGAAUGCUGCUGUUGGUUCGAUCGGCAGGGAUCCGAACCUCAUCACCAAGGAGAUCCUGAGAAACACAUCCACCAUCAAGAUUCUCUUCCCCCGAGGUGCUUCCGAGCUGGGAUCGUACUCAGGCCAGUUCCUAUUGAAUUACUUGGGAAAGAAGAACGGUAUGGACACCUCUAGGACCACUGUCAUCAAGCAGACUCAGAGCUUCGCAAUAAUUCGCGGGCCCAGCUCAAUACUGAGCAGAUUCGCUACGGACGGUCGAAUAUUCCUGGGUUUAGCAUCCUGUAAGGUAGCCAAGAUGAGCAGCAAAGGUUCUCUGUGCUAUCGCUGUGGGCGCUACCACCCAAUAGGAGGCAACAACCCUUGCUCCGCACCGGCCCGCUGUGUCCGCUGCGGCGGCCAGCAUAGCCUAGAGCUCUGCCCUCAACCUAAAUACUUCCGAGGGUUGAGAUCCUGCUCCAACUGUGAUGGACCACACAGUGCUAUUGAACACUGUUGCAAGCCUAUCUACGUCAGGAAUGGUAAUCCUCCGAGGAGGGAGACCACGGGUAGGGAGGUUCCCACUACCGCAGAUGAUCGAUCUGAUGGCACAGCCGUUGAUAUGGCCGUCGAUGCUCUCUCUCCCGUCGCAUUGGAAGACGGGAGAGAUGAUUAA
Messenger RNA from Perkinsus marinus ATCC 50983, 726 nucleotides. RefSeq lists its product as hypothetical. Bases 1 to 726 code for a protein of 241 amino acids. NCBI's taxonomy places the organism in Eukaryota, Perkinsozoa, Perkinsida, Perkinsidae. The record is from RefSeq and is a predicted model, not a curated record. The transcript has a single exon.